This is a messenger RNA of Hyaloperonospora brassicae, 681 nucleotides long. The record is from the annotation of a GenBank genome assembly. NCBI's taxonomy places the organism in Eukaryota, Oomycota, Peronosporomycetes, Peronosporales, Peronosporaceae.
AUGUCGGCGAUUGGUCGAGCGAAUGUCGUCCGAAGCGCUGGCGACGCCAUAUCGCGCGCCGGAGCGCGUGGCUGGGGCUGGUACCACCGCUCGCUCGCGAAGAUGAACGCGCCCGAGGCCGCAGCGGUGGCGUACGACGCAGUAGCGCCCCCACCUGCCCAGCCGCGGCCUCGCGCUUUUCUAGACGUGAGCAUCGGCGGCGCCAAGUCGGAGCGCAUUGUCGUGGAGCUGGCGAAGGACAUUGUGCCGCGCACGGCCACGAACUUUAUCACAAUGUGCACAAAUGGGUUCACGUCGGAGGCAUUCGGCGCGGGCUCGUACAAGGACUCCAAGUUCCACAAUGUGACCAAAGGGGUGUACUGCGUGGGCGGCGACGUGCUCACGGGCACUGGCACGGGCGGCCACGCGGCGCUAAAGGCGAACGAGCGGUACUUUGACGACGAGAACUACGCGCUGCAGUUUUCCGAGAAGGGCGUGCUGGGCAUGGCCAAUGCCGGUCGGAACAAGAACGCGUCGCAGUUCUUCAUCUCGCUCCGGCCGCUGCCGCACUUGAACGGCCGCAACGUCGCGUUCGGCAAGAUCGUCGAGGGCGAAGACGUGCUCAAGAGCAUCGAAGGGGUCUACUGCGUGCAGCACAAGCCGCUGACAGACGUCCGGAUUGUCGACUGCGGUGUGCUAUAA